UAUCAUCGGCACAAAAGUCCCUAUUGACUCUCCCUUGAUGUCUGUUGGCCUCGACUCUAUUGCUGUAACGGAUUUUUCGACGCGAGUGAGUGAACAUCUAGACCAGGAGCUUCCUUAGACUCUUGUCUUUGACCACCCGACGCUGCGGUCGAUUGCUGACGCUCUGCUAAUAAAUGAUGGCGAGCCGUAGCCUGUAAUGGAAAAUAUCGAGCCAGUCGCCGUUUAGCAGAGGAGGGAAGCAUCUAUGGUAUCCCACAGAACCAUGCAAAAUGCGUCUGCCGUCAUUGACACUACCUCAGCGGCGGUAUUGGAGGUUUUAGGGACCAAAGUCACGGUAGAUACGCCCCUCAUGUCGGCAGGGCUAGAUUCAAUCGCAGUGACCGAUUUGGUGAACGUGCUAUCUAAGCGUUUUGAGAUAGAAUUGCCGCCGACGCUCCUGUUCGACCAUCCGACAAUCGGAUCUGUGGCGACUCAUAUUACCACAUUAUUACCGAUGGAAAUAUCAAAAGAGUCCGUGGUCGAAACGCGAGAAGGAACUUUGACUCCAGCCAUAGCAGGCGCAAUAGUGGCUCAUCCGGCUGCUCCGCAAGAUCAAGUAUUCCUUUCAUCGCAUCGAAUGCGCUUUACGUUACCAGGCGCAUGUUGUGAUGCACUUGGGCUCAGAGAACUUGGUCUUCGAGCGUGGUCAACUAACUCUCACUGGCCUAUCUCACGUUUAGCGGGAAUUGAAAGUCCAACGUCGACAGCUGCCUACGGGUCCUUCCUGGCACCCGAUGCGUUUGCGUCGGACGCGGCGUUCUUCGGAAUUUCCAGGACGGAGGCUCGGGCUAUGGAUCCGAUGGCGAUGCUGGUGCUCGAGACUACCUACGGUGCACUCAGCUCUACCUCUCGCGCCGACCUCGCAAACAAGCCUAUUGGUUUUUUCCUUGGGUCGUGUGGAUGGACAGGAGGUCAAGAAAAUGCGUCAAAAAUUCCGAAGGCAACGUCGGUGUAUUCAGGGACCUCCGGCGCGCUGUCCGUGCUGUCCGGUCGCCUCUCGUACACGCUGGGCCUGACGGGCCCGUGCCAGACGACCGACACGGCCUGCUCGUCGUCGCUGGUUGCCGCGCACCAGGCGGUCUCGGCCCUGAAGCUCGGCGAGAGCCCGGCGGCGGCGGUCGCGGGCGUCGGCGUGCUGACAGUGUCGGUGUCGGUGGCGUUCUCGGCAGCGGGCAUGCUCUCGGCGCUCGGGCGCUGCCACACGUUCGACCGGCGCGCCGACGGGUACUGUAGGGGCGAAGGCUGCGGGGCGUUCUACUUCUCGACCGAAGCCGACGACGUCGCGGUGUCCGGGACGGCGGUGCAGCAGGACGGGCCGAGCGCGAGCCUCACGGCGCCGAACGGCACGUCGCAGCAGCGGCUCAUCGAAGCGGUCAAGGCUGGAAGUGGACCAUCGCUGGAGGCUCACGGCACGGGCACGGCGCUCGGGGACCCAAUCGAGGUAUGUGCUUACUUCUUAUUUCUCUGAUAAUUUUUGCGUCAUUGUAGGUGGGCGCUGCGACGCGGGCGUUGUGCAAGUCGACAGAACAUGGUGCCGCAGUGAUCCAGUGCACGUCGCUGAAGUCGAACGUGGGCCACCUGGAGCCGGCGGCAGCGGCAGCGGGCCUGGCGUCGCUUGUUGUGGGGCCGCUGAUGGAUUCGGUUGUUGCUGUUAACGCGCAAUUGCGCGGGUACGUCUCCUGUGUUUUUUACAUAGUUGUCGCUCACAUUCUUAUGUAGGCUGAACGCGCACCUGUCGUCUAUCGUGUCGUCGAAGCCGUUCCAGAUGCCUGUUGACGUAGCUCCACGUACCACAGCUCUCAGCGGUUCGCGACUGAGCUCGUUUGGAUUUAGUGGAACCAUCGCCCACGGCGCGUUCAAGCUCGGAAGACAACGCGUAUCAAUGAGCAAUGAUUCGAAGUCGCUCUACCGUGGUCGCCGAUUUAUCACCUCUAGCGAGACGACACGGCUGGACUGGCUGCUCGAAGCGCCUGGGCCGCAGGAGCCUCGACCGGACGAGGCCCGUCGUGUUCGGGGCGCUGUCGCCCUCGGCGGAAGCCCUCUUCUCGCAUCACGUUGUCGGUGACACGAUUAUAUUGCCGGGCGUCGGGUACGUCGAGAUGGCGUUCGCCGCCAGCUCCAGUCGA
Messenger RNA from Pelagomonas calceolata, 2165 nucleotides. Lineage: Eukaryota; Pelagophyceae; Pelagomonadales; Pelagomonadaceae. The record is from the annotation of a GenBank genome assembly.